This is a messenger RNA of Saccostrea echinata, 5811 nucleotides long. RefSeq names its product FHF complex subunit HOOK-interacting protein 1B-like. NCBI's taxonomy places the organism in Eukaryota, Metazoa, Mollusca, Bivalvia, Ostreida, Ostreidae. The record is from RefSeq and is a predicted model, not a curated record. The transcript has 14 exons. The coding region runs from base 115 to 3309 and encodes 1064 amino acids.
AAGCAAAAUGGACGACAGAAUUGCCACACAGUCUACAACACCCCAAAUAUGUAAACAGUAGAAUAUUUCAUGAAUCUAGGAGAGAUGUUAAAAGAAGCUUAGCCUCCCAGUGUCAUGUCUUGGUUUAAGCGAGGAAGGAAUGACUCAAAGGCCUCGGGUCAGUCCAGUGAUGAUUCGGUAGAAGCUCGGUCUCGUGCAGAUACAGAUCCUCAGACAUGCCUGGAAGUCUUUCAGAAUCACUGGAAACAGGCCUUAUCAAUUAUCAAAAGAGGGAAUGGAUCAAGUAACAGUCAGGUGUGCAGUACAGAUGAACAAGAGGCAGUUCUGCAGAAUGUAGAACAAAUGAUUAAUUUGCUGGUUGGUGAAGUAGGUUUAGAUGAAAAUGGACAAGGCAUGCCUGGUCCUAUACUUCAUUACCUUUUAGAAGAGGAUAUCUUUGAACAGUUUUGUAACUGGUGUCAUUACAAUUCAAUGAAUGGUGACAAGCUUAAAUGUGAGCAAUUACGGAUUUUUGAGCAGCUAAUUAGUCAAUCUCAGCAGCUACUUUUGAUUCACAAAGCCAUUAUACAGCCCCUACUAAGACUUCUGUACUUGUGUGCUGAAGGGAGUAAGACAAGUGACAUUGAGAGUCGUCUAGUACUGGUACUUCAUCAGCUGUGUGUGUGCAUUUCCCAGGAAACCGUCAUUCUUGAGAGUUUCUUCAAUGCCAGCACAAAUCAUGGUCCUACUAAAUUCCUCAUCUUUUCACUUUUAAUUCCAUACUUACAUAGAGAAGGCAAAGUUGGACAGCAGGCUAGAGAUGCUCUUUUGUUGAUUAUGACUAUUUCUGCCAGGAAUCCCCAUAUUGGCCUUUAUAUUGCAGAAAACUCUGACUUUUGUCCAGUUCUUGCAACUGGUUUAAGUGGUUUAUAUUCUUCACUUCCAAGAAAAAUCCCUGUUUAUACAGACGAAUGGCAUCAAUUUUCUCAGGAGGAUAUUAGCCUGGUCCCUGAACUACAAAUGUUUCUCAACUCCCUAGAAUUCUGCAAUGCUGUCACACAGGUCAGUCAUCCAGCAAUACGAACUCAGCUGAUUAAGUUUAUCUACGAUGGCUUUUUGGUGCCUGUUUUAGGACCAGCAUUGCAUCAGAUGAAUGAUGAAUCAAAAGACAUUUCGGGGCUUCCAUUGCCACUUGUCGAUUCACCCAUGUUUUCGAACUCAAGAGAGGAGGUUAUAGCUGCUACUGCCUACCUAGAUUUGUUCCUGAGAAAAACAACAGAACCCAACCUGCUACGCACUUUUCUGAAGUUUAUCCUUAUGGAGCAGAAUGAUGAAAUAGUCAUUCUGGAUUCCCUUAUUACACGUAUAAAUAGCAGCUCAAAGCCACUCUGUGUUGUGUCGUUGUCACUUUUUAAAACUCUGGUUGACCUAAACUGUGAAGAUGUUAUGUUUCAGCUUGUCUUCAGGUACCUCAUUCCAUGUACACAUGUCAUGGUCAGUCAACGACGUAAUGUCAGCGACCUUGACCUACACUGUAAAAGUGCAGAACGCUUUCUUUCACUCCGUCCAAAUUGCUGCAGAGCUGAAUUAAUUGAAAAGAAAGGAACUCCAGUACAAGAGAAAUAUAACCAUAGUGACGCUAACACAUCACACCGCCCUAAACAUGGCCUGAGUAGUUUUCUCAGAGCAAGAAAAAAGGAGAAAGACUAUCAAAAACAGAGGUCAGCCACAGUAGCUACAGAACAACCAAGUACAGCGUUUCCACCAGGGACAUUUGGAAGCAAGUUGGAACAUUAUGAGACUAAUUAUUAUGACUACUUAGAAGAAGCUAGACGUCAACUUGAAAGUUGUGCCAAAGCCUGCCAGAGAUGGGCCUAUCCCUAUGAUGGUCAGUCCCCCACAAUGAGUGCCUUAGAGGACUUGGUCAAUCAGUCAGACUCCAGGCAAAUGAGUUCAUUAACUGAUACAGGACUGUGUAACGGUGGUACCAGUUCUCUGUUGACAGAGGACCUGAGUGGCUCUGACGGAGGUUCCCUGUUUAGGUCCUCUGAGGUAGACGAGGUCUUUAUAUCUGGUUCUUGCCAGUCAUCUGUUCCCGAUUUAUCAUACAUUCUUAGGAGCUAUGAUUCAGACAGUUACAAGGCUCAUCCAGAAAAUCUAAAGGACUUUAUCCAAUAUCUGGAUGAGGUGGCAACUCCACCAGAGAUGGAGAACAGUUUUGAAGAAAGCUUAGGUUCUUUAGACUCAGUUCUUCGAAGUUUUUGUUCCGAAACAGACAGCAGCAGUUUAAGUAAUACUAGUGAUAGCACACCUGUGACUUGUACUGAUUCUAAUCAAGGAGAUUCCAAUAAAGCCAAGUGUGAUGGGACAACAUUUGAAGUCAUAAACACUAAAGAUGGGGAGGGGCUGGAGCCUUUCAGAGGAAAUUCCUCACAGGACACUGCCAGCUACGUAGAGAUCUCCAUGUCAAACUUUGUCAGUGAAGUGAAUGUUCAGACUGCCCUUUCAUCCAUGCCCCAUAGGGUGUCUGUGAAUUCUGUUGACAUGGUUACAGAUCGUAAAUCCUCUCGGGAUGAAUCAGCUGUAAAGUCUGUUAGUUUUAACUUAACGGAUUCUUCUAUGCAAAAUACCACCACUGUGCCUGCUGUGUCUAAUGUGGAAAAGUUAGCACCAAAUAUUGGCCCCUUUUUGAUGGCCCUCUUUUCCAAGCUGGAUGGAAUGAUGCAGAACAGCCUCCCUGUCAACCUUCUGCUCACAGGCCUCAUAGCUCGCCUGGCUUCUUAUCCCCAGCCUCUUCUUAGGUCUUUCUUACUUAGUCAUAAUCUUGUAUUCCAACCCACAGUCAAAUCCCUGCUUCAGGUGCUGACUUCACUAAAACAGAAAGUGGACCAUUUUGCUUACACUGUGCCAAACUUUGAUGGACUGCUCCUCCGUGCCAAGCGGACACUUAUAGCUCGAGAAGAGGAGUGGAGGCUCGGGUGUGUCACAAUUAGUCCCUACAGGAUUAACACUGUCAGUCCCAUCAAACCCAAACCUGUGGCAGAAAACAAUAAUAAAGACAAAAGGAAGUCGAGUUUAGCAGAGUUUUUCUCUCGUCGAUCUCCAGAUAAAAGAGCAAAUAAAAAAGGCCCUCAACUGCAGGUUCUUCAGGGAGCAAAGGGAUUCAGAUACAUUAAUUACCAAAACAAGCCUCACGAAAUAUCUCAGAACCCCAUGGAUGCCCCCAAAAUUAGAAAUGCUGUGUUCUGUGCUGUGAUAUUGGAGGAAUUUGUGAAAGAACUUGCAGCUUACAGCCAGGAGCAAGCUGUUUUAGCUCACACUGAAAUCUGACCCCAGUCUGGAGUGAUAUUGUUUUUGUAAAUUGUUAAGUGUCCAGACAUAUUUCUCUCUCUCUCUCUCUCUAGAGCACAUAUCAAAUGAAUCUAAUUCAGUUAUUUUGUAUAAUUAGACUAGGAGUCAGCCAUAUGAUGCUUGCAAAAUAUUUGUCAUGUCAGUUUUGCGUCAUUAUUUUUGUGAUAUUAAAGGCAUAGGAUGUAAAGCCAUGGAUUAAUUUUUUUAUAUAACUAAUUAUUGUGAAAAUUAGCCAAUUUUAAUCAUUACAGAAUGCAUUAAUGAUAUUAUCCUAAAAUAUAUCUAGAUGUGGUGGUUAUAUCAACAUACAUGAAUCACAUGUACAUCACAGACCUUACCUUGGUGCUCAGAAAUAGAUUAUGUUCACAUUGGUAUCUAGAGUUUCUAACAAUCUAUCACAGCUUUGAAUUUAAAAUGUAACCAAAGAAACAGAAAAUAGGUGUGUUUUGUUUUAUUGAUUACAGAUUCUUAUUUUGUACUGCAUUUUCUUUUAAUGUUGACACAUUUUCUUCCUUUCAGUGUUUUAUGGAUGUUUUACAGACAAGAUGAAAUCUUGUGCUUUGUUUUAAUGUUUAUGGAUGUACACAAAGUAUUUUUAUAUAAGUGGUAUACAUGUACCUACAUAAUUAUGAAUGUUAAAUACUAUGCAUAUUUACUAUAUAUGUACUGGCUUAUUACUACACAGCUUGAUACUCCUAGUUUUAAAACAAAUGUUGACUUUGGUUUUCAGGAAAUAGAGUUGUCUUACUGAUUGGUUGUGAAGAGCCAGUUGUCUCUCAGAAUACUCAUUUUGCUUAUAAAUGGAGUUUAUAUAUAUGUUAAUUAUUAUUUUAAGAAUUAUUGAAGGAAAAUACUUUUUUUAAGUUCAUUAAAGCUGAACAUGAUUCAUAAAAGGAAGAUGUUUAUCUUUGUCUGCUGCAUUUCUUUUCAUUAAUCUUUAUUCCUAGAGCCCCUAUAUAAACCUUUAAUUUGGUCAUGGUUCAGCAUCCUGUGUGGAUGUAUCCUACAUUGCCAUUGUAAAAUACUGAUAAUGUCAAAAUGAACAAAUUCAUGCUUCUUCCACUACAGAAGGAAAAGUUACCAAAGAAACAUGACACCAAUUGCACAGGUCAGUGCAGCACAAAAAAAACUCAAAUACACCUAAACUCAAACUCCAAUAAAUGUCAACAAAGGCAAUGUAAGAUAUAAACCAACUCAGCCACUUGUCAUCCAUUCCAGGUAGCUGUGGCCAGAAAGCUAUCAGGUGUAACAAUUGCAAAGGGUAUACCCAAUGUUGAUUUGGGAGAUCAGAAAAAUAAUAUGGAUGCUAUAUAAUAUACAUGAGUUGUGUUCAGCUUUAACAAUUUAACAUGAAAGGAAAACUUGCCUUAGAAGGAAUAUUAUGUAAUAUUUUACAAAGCAAUAUGUAUCAUGAUUAAAUAUACACUCACUAUGGAGACAUGCACCUUUAAACAUAAAACAGUUUGAACUGUUCAAAAUAUGCUUGAUAUUUUUUCUACAUUUAAGUCAUUUCAAUUUUGUACGUUUAAAAGAUAUAAAUGUCAAAAGGUUUUAAAGUUAUUAUAUAAGUAGCAUGUUUUAUUGCCUUUAAAUCAUGCUUGUUAGAAAUCAGGUCUGUAUCUAGUCAAUUUUCUUUAUUUAGCAAGGAUAUAUUUCAUUUGAAUUCUCAUGUUUUCCAUAGAAACUAAAUUGGAUUGGAAUGUUGUUGCUUUUGUUCCUAAGGACACUGUUGUUACAAUCUAACCUGCUACUGAGGAAUCAUUUUAAUUUAUGGGGGCCAAUUUUCAUUCACCGAGUUAGUAUAAUUUUUAGAUUCAUGGGGAUGUAAUUUGUUUUGGAUUUAUGUGAAAGAUACAGUAUAUAAGUCAAUAUUGGUUGAGGCUGCAAAUUCUUAGGAAAGGGGGCCCACAAAAUCUGGAAACCCCAUGAAAUAUAAAUGUUUCCACAGUAAUCACCAUAGAAUUUUCAUUUAAGCCUGAUGCUAGUUAAAUUUACUGUUCUCAACACAGAUUUUCCAGUCAAUUAGCACUCUUGAUUUAAAUUAUCAAUGAUUCCUGGAUUCAGGGCAGUAACUUUGUCUUAAAGUUGUUGGUUUACAAAACAUCUUAGAUUCUCACUUCAAAAAUUUGCUGAAAGUUUAAGUUUUAAUUAAAUACAUAUUCUAUCAAAACAUGACAGAAGUUGAUUCCUGCUGUCCAAGUCAGAUUUACAGAUGUAAUUUGUUUCCCUGUUAUUGGUUGAUUCUUUUUUUUCUUUUUUUUUUUUGAUAAAUAAAAGAAGGAUGAAGAAAUAUUUCACAUGCAGUGUAAGAAAUGUUUGUUAUUUUGAUUUAUCAACACCAGGAGUUUACUUUUUACAAAAUAAGCUAAAGAUGAAAUUGAUUUUUUUAAAACCAUUUUCUAUCAUACAUGGUUUCUUUUCAUAUAGGCUGGGCAAUAUCAUCCCAACCCUCAAUAAUUAUUAAAGAAUGAUACAAAAGUA